Molecule: messenger RNA, 583 nt
Organism: Pelobates cultripes (western spadefoot toad)
Lineage: Eukaryota; Metazoa; Chordata; Amphibia; Anura; Pelobatidae
Source: the annotation of a GenBank genome assembly
AUGAAGGGGCGGGGCUGGACCACCGAGCUGGCUGGUCACAUGCGAGACCAGCUCCUGCAGCCUAAGAACGACAUAAGCUAUAUAUAUAUAUACGAUUUUUGGUACAAAACCGUCUGGCAACGGUGGGCCUCAACGGGCGGAGAGCCCUGGAUCCAGGGUGAGGCUGGCCCAACAGGCCAACAGGCUUCAGUCCCCUGGAGGAGGAAUCCUACCUGACAUUAUCGAGGCCUACUCCUGAGGCGAGCUUGGCAGACGGCUGCUGCCCCGCCGCAUACCGUUCAGCGCUCAGAGUCAGACCCGCGGGAACCGGCCCCAUAUUCCUCCCCUCCCCCCCUGGACCGGGGGAGGUGAUCCUGGUCUCCACCUUCGGGACCCGACCAGCGAACAGCACAACAGGCGAAGCAGCAGGGCCGGCAAAACCCACGAUCCAGGCAAUGACACCAAGAUGAUGGAGGCCAUGUGGGAUGGCGUCGAGACCAGAGCCCUCACAGGCUGCUUAUCCACAGCGGCAGUACAAAGAGUGGACUGUAAACAUCACAGGUACAGAUCCUUACUGCAACCAUCCACCGGCAAGUACCCUUGA